Messenger RNA from Physella acuta, 923 nucleotides. RefSeq lists its product as uncharacterized. The record is from RefSeq and is a predicted model, not a curated record. Lineage: Eukaryota; Metazoa; Mollusca; Gastropoda; Physidae.
UACCAUUAAAGGAAGUCUAUAAAGCCGAUUGUAGAGAUUACCUCCAAUAAAACCCGCCGUCCAUCACCAAAAGCUCAGAGAAGCUGUUGGUGGUUUCGGGAUUUCAAGCAGACGACGAUUGCUCCGCUCCAUAACGUCAUAGGAAAAUGGACUGCAGAAUGGUUGUGUUAUCAGGGAGAAAGUGCUGCUUCGUUUUAUUUUUGGUAUGUGCAUUGUUUAGUGUAAUCGGCGCCCAGUACCCCUCGGCCUAUAACUACGGCUAUCCCAGUGCCAACCCAACAGGCUACCAGCAGGCCGCCUACCCCCAGGCCUACCCCCAGGCUUACCCCCAGGCCUACCCCCAGGCUGGGUACUCCAGCAUGCAGCGACGCUUGGAUCAAAGGGACGUCAAGAACUGCUCCGAUAUUGACUGCAAGCAGGACGAGUGCUGUGUUGAGACUCCCAGAAUUAACGUGUGUGUUCCAAUGGUCGUCUCCAACUUCUCUGACCCAACAAGCAAACGCUACUGCCAGCGGCUGAAGACUUGCCGCACUGACUUCGAUUGUUUUGCCAGCGGUUGUUGCGUGUUCAACCCCUACGCCACGGCCGAUUCUACCUGCCCCUACCCCCCAGACAGCUACAAGUACCCCCCCUUCUCUCGGCCCGGACAAAUCGUCCCAUCUGAGCUUGGGGUCUGUGUGCCUCUACAGAACUAUAACGAAACCUGCAUCAUUCCCCUGGAUCCAAAGGACACGAGGUGCCCAUGUGGGACAAACAACGUGUGCUUCCCACACAUCCCCGGAACCAUUUUUGGGACGUGCUACCCACGAGAUGUAAUUGAGAAUCUGUAUGGUUAAGUUAGUGUCUGGCACUAAUACGACAGCUGGUGCCUGAAGUAAAUAUAGGUCAAGGACAUACCCGAAUAAAAAUUCUUGCUGAAAGUG